AGCAAAAAGCGUGGGCAGUUGGAGAAGCAGCAGCCAGAGUGUGAAGAAGCCAACGGAAGGAAAGUCCAGGGAGGAGGAAAAGAAGCAGAAGUUUUGGCAUCUAUUCCCUGGCUGUGCCAAGAUGGGCGAUUGGAGCUUCCUAGGAAAUUUCCUGGAGGAAGUACACAAGCACUCGACCGUGGUAGGCAAGGUCUGGCUCACUGUCCUCUUCAUAUUCCGUAUGCUCGUGCUGGGCACAGCUGCUGAGUCUUCCUGGGGAGAUGAGCAGGCUGAUUUCCGGUGUGAUACGAUUCAGCCUGGCUGCCAGAACGUCUGCUACGACCAGGCUUUCCCCAUCUCCCACAUUCGCUACUGGGUGCUGCAGAUCAUCUUUGUCUCCACGCCCUCUCUGGUGUACAUGGGCCACGCCAUGCACACUGUGCGCAUGCAGGAGAAGCGCAAGCUACGGGAGGCCGAGAGGGCCAAAGAGGUCCAGGGCUCUGGCUCUUACGAGUACCCGGUAGCAGAGAAGGCAGAACUGUCAUGCUGGGAGGAAGGGAAUGGAAGGAUUGCCCUCCAGGGCACUCUGCUCAACACCUAUGUGUGCAGCAUCCUGAUCCGCACCACCAUGGAGGUGGGCUUCAUUGUAGGCCAGUACUUCAUCUACGGAAUCUUCCUGACCACCCUGCACGUCUGCCGCAGGAGUCCCUGUCCCCACCCUGUCAACUGUUACGUAUCCCGGCCCACAGAGAAGAAUGUCUUCAUUGUCUUUAUGCUGGCUGUGGCUGCACUGUCCCUCCUCCUUAGCCUGGCUGAACUCUACCACCUGGGCUGGAAGAAGAUCAGACAGCGAUUUGUCAAACCGCAGCAGCACAUGGCUAAGUGCCAGCUGUCUGGCCCCUCUGUGGGCAUAGUCCAGAGCUGCACACCACCCCCUGACUUUAAUCAGUGCCUGGAGAAUGGCCCUGGAGGAAAAUUCUUCAAUCCCUUCAACAAUAAUAUGGCCUCCCAACAAAACACAGACAACCUGGCCACUGAGCAAGUACGAGGUCAGGAGCAGACUCCUGGGGAAGGUUUCAUCCAGGUUUGUUAUGGCCAGAAGCCUGAGGUGCCCAAUGGAGUCUCACCAGGUCACCGCCUUCCCCAUGGCUAUCAUAGCGACAAGCGACGUCUUAGUAAGGCCAGCAGCAAGGCAAGGUCAGAUGACCUAUCAGUGUGACCCUCCUUUAUGGGAGGACCAGGACCAGGUGGGAACAAAGGAGGCUCAGAGAGGAAAGACGUGCCCCUUCUGAACUGAUGCUUUCUCGCUGUCAUCACUGCUUGGCUGCUUUGAGCCCCGGGUCUCAGUGACGUUGCUCAUUAAUUCUAGAAACUAUAACCAGGGCUCUGGGAUAGUAAGAGACGUGACUACCCACCCAGACUGCAGUUCCCUCCCCACCCUCUACCCAGUAUACGAAGCCUUUCAGAUUACUCAUGAAACAGGGUAGAGGGAAAGAAGGGAAGCAUGGCAAAAGCUGGCCUGGAAGGGAUAGCCAGAGGGAUAGAAUGACUCCCUCUCUACAUACCAGCAACAUACCAAAUGCGUUCUCUAAGUUCCUACCUCCUUGACCUGAUCACCCUCCCUCCUCCAAGGAAGAGCUCAAAGUUCCCAGCCAAUAGAGAGCAUGAAUCAAGGAACUUGCAUUAUAUGUGCUCUUGAAUCUGUUGUCUCCAUGGACCAUUCCUUGGAGUAGUGGUGAGAUGGCCUUGGGUUGCCCUUGGCUUCUCCUCCCUCUACUCCGUCUUAAAAAGGGCUUCUUGGAACUUUACCAGCAGCCUCAACUUUACAAAUGCCUUGGUAUGUAUCUCUGGCAAAUGCGCCACCUUGGUGAUGUUGCAACCUUUCCCUCUGCCAGGGUGUACACCUAGCCUGUGAAGGUGUCAGCUCUGCUAGGGAGUCACUGUACACACAAACUCCACUGGAAUUCCUGCCAACAUCUGUCACCCUGCAGCUCCUUUACUGUUCAAUCCAAUGAUAGAAACCACCCCUUCCCUUUCUCCCUUGGCUGUUCACCCAGCCAUUCCCUGAAGGCCUUAUCAACAGGAAUAUCCAAGAAGCUGUUGUCCUCUCUCGAACCCUGACCAGAUCAUCAGCCACUGAGGCCAGUGGAAUUUCCCCAGGCCUUGUUAAAACAAAGAAAGCAUUGUACUUCUCAGAUUCCCCUUGUGGAAAAAAAAAUUCUGCUGUGAAGAUGAAAAUAAAAAUGGAGAGAAAACACUGGAAAACUAUUUUCCCCUCCUAUUUACUUCCUUUGCUGACUGCCAACUUAGUGCCAAGACGAGGUGUGAUGACAGCUACGGAGGCCCCCAGAUCUCUCCCUCCUGGAGGCUUUAGCAGGGCCAUGGAAAUAGUAGGGGAAUCUCCAGCUCUCUUGGCAGGGCCUUUAUUUAAAGAGCACAGAGAUUCCUAUGUCUCCCUAGUGCCCCUAAUGAGACUUCCAAGUGGGGGCUGUAGAAAAGCCUUGCCUUCCCCAGGGACUGGCCUGGUUGCUGUUGUUUUGGA
Molecule: messenger RNA, 2521 nt
Organism: Symphalangus syndactylus (siamang)
Lineage: Eukaryota; Metazoa; Chordata; Mammalia; Primates; Hylobatidae
Gene: GJA5
Product: gap junction protein alpha 5
Biological process (GO): cell-cell signaling; atrial cardiac muscle cell to AV node cell communication by electrical coupling; heart development
Cellular component (GO): connexin complex
Molecular function (GO): gap junction channel activity involved in atrial cardiac muscle cell-AV node cell electrical coupling
Source: RefSeq, a predicted model, not a curated record